CUUUGCUGAAGACUGUAAAUAUAUGCCUCUCGCACAAGGAGCGGGGGUCUUUGCUGGGACUGGUGCGCCGUUUGGAAGUGGCGACCUUUUCGCUGUUUCCCUCUCUUGCUUGACGUUUCUGACGUAUCAGGGAGCUGGCGAGCGCCGCCGCCAUCUCCCCGGUAGAUUAACCUGAGUGUAGAUCACUUGAAUCGUCUCAAAAUCUUCUAUGAGCGAGAUGUCAAGAUAUUGCUGAGGGUGCUGAUUAUGGCUGGUCCAAUGCACGAGGUUGCAUACGUGCGCCAUGAUGACAAAUAUGUAGGAUCCCCGACAUUUAUGCAGAUUUUACGAGAGUUGCCGGAUCUGGAACAUGAUGGGGGUUCGCAGGAGCAAAAUUCUGGCAGACAAUCACCAACGGCCUUUUUUCGUUCCGACAUACAGCCCGUUGUGAUAAAGGAUGUGUUAUGGACAUCUGACACGCAGGACUUUGAUGCAAUUCUACCGUUCUGUACGAGCGCUUUUUCAAACUCACCGCAAAUCCAGGGAACAUUGACCCCCUCCAGACAUACUCAAGACCCCAACAACCAACUAGUAACGUUGGCCCAAGUACACUGCUCAGAAUCAAGCCCCCCCGAAAACUACUGUUGGGCCGGGAACUUGCUGCUUCACGAGCCGGCGCUCCAGGGGCAAGACUGCCCGGAGACAGACCCAGCAGAAUCUGGAACGCUCGAUGGAAAAAGUCACACACCCCCGGUUUCGGCGAUUCGUCACAACGAGCGCCAAAAAAGCCGAGACUCCGCACCGGUGAAAAACGGCACAGACGACCACAUAAAUCUAGAGCUGGGGGAUUCCGGCGCACCGCGCAUUCAGAAUGGAACACCCAAGAGACCUGUUUUUAACGACAUUUCGGAUGUUGAUGACCAGCUAUUCUGUGAUGCGGCCAACCUUGUAGACCCAGUCAAUUCUACGGCCUCAGUACCGGCAGCCGAACAAGAAAGGUUUUUCACAUUAUUUUCCAGGGCUUUGAAAUCGAGGAAUGUUUCGCUAUACAAACGACUGGGGGAUUUAAUUGAGAGACAGUACAGAGACGAUAUGUUAUUCUGGCAUAGAACAAUUCCACGCAUGUUAAACAGCAACUCCAUUAAAAAACGCAAAUACAGACGCUAAAAGCAUACAUGUAACAACAACCAUUACAGAAAAAAUAUAUAAAAAAAUAAAUAAAAAUAAAAUAAAAAAACGAACACUUAAUUAUCCAAAAAUGGCAGAACUAACACAACACGGGGAGACAGUUGAAAGCCUCUUAUCGCAGAUUCCAGACGAACUCCUAGAAGGUAUAAGACAUAUGAACGAUUCAGGAACGUUAGAUGAAAGUAUAUUAACACAGAUUCCCGCCAAACUCUUAGAAAUGAUUAAUCGUAUGAACCAGUCAGGGGGGGUUGAGGAAAACAUGUUAUCCCAGAUUCCCGAAGCCCUCAUAACCUUAAUUAAUCGUAUUAACGAAAGUCAGACAAUUUCACCCCCGACAACACCAACAACGAUAGAACAACCAGUAACACCCAGCUCCAUAGAGUCUGAAAUGCCACAAGAUGUUUUUGGGGAAUUGGACAAUUGUCUAAUAAAUCUGGCGGCAGAUGUUCAGGAUAGACGUGUCAGGGUUGUGUACAGGAAUAAAUUCAACAAUACAGAGAUUCGACAGUUUUUCAAUUUCCUAUGUGUGAAUCAGAAUCUUGACUAUGCUGUAUUUUACAUGCUGAUAAUGGACACUCUGAAUGACCUGUUAGAAACAGCAAGAGAUUAUGGCGAACCUCGCGAUGUCUUACAGUUGGAAAUAUGUGGAGAUAGCCUGCAUAAUUCAGUAUCUCUUAUUUUACCCAAUGGCGAAGCAGAUCUUGAACAAUUUACAGCGCUGGUAGAACGCCUUGUUCAGUCAAAUUUAGCCAUCAUAGCAGAUCGGACCCUAGAGCUUGAAGUACAAAUAAUACGUCAACCACAGGGGGGUGGUGGGCAGAGAAGGAAGCUAGAUAGUCUAAUGCAGUCAGAAAUCAUAAACAAUAAAAGGGCCUGCCUCAUAAACGUUCACAAUCCCGAUAAUAAGCUAUGUUUUGCAAUAGGCCUAGCGCAUUUACUUAACCCCGGAUGUACUGAUCUGACGGCAUUGCAAAAGGCUAGAGAGAUCCAAACGGCGGUGGGUCUCGGGAUCCAUGAAGGCGUGGCAUUCUCAGACAUUGUCAAAUUUGAAAACCUUCUGAAUAUCAAGAUUGUGAUUUUGUAUCACAGUAGAGCUAAUUCAGCUCUCUUGAAGUUCCAAAACAACCCCCAACCGCACCCCCAGAUUCUGUACUUUUAUGUGCAAAACGAACAUUACUAUGCCAUUACAAACGUCAUGGCGUUCAUAGGGGCAACCUAUGUGUGUAGAUCCUGCCAUACCGGUUACAACCGAAAGGGGGGGCACUCGUGCCGUUAUAACUGUUCUGUAUGUCAGGAUGCCGAGUGCCCUAUGCAGACCCUAAACUUGACACCAUGUGAGGAUUGCCAUCGCACAUGUCGUUCGACCUACUGUUACGAUAAGCACAAAAUUGAAACAUGGCACCCUAAGGCCUGUAAAUCUGUAAGCAUUUGUGCCAUUAACAAGAAAUGCCCAAAAUGUCAUUGCAAUUACAGCCUUAAAAUAGAUAGCCCUAAACCACAUGUUUGUGGAAUCCUAAAGUGUCCAAUCUGUAAAGGGGCUCUGAAAAGCAGAAAUGCUGAAGUGGUUCAAGAAGUGCCACACGAGUGUUAUAUUCAGCCCUUGGCUGAAGAUGAACCUUCAGAGAAAUAUGUGUUCUAUGAUUUUGAGACAAAUCAGCAAUCGGGGGAUCAUUUGCCUAUUUUUGUAUCUACCAUGACAUUCACGGGGGAAAAGUGGUCUGCAGAAGGAUCCAAUUGUGCACUACUCUUUCUAAAACAUUUUAGAAAACCACAGUACCGAAACUUUACGUUCAUAGCGUACAAUGCUAGAGCGUACGACUCUUACCUUCUUCUGAACCCCUUGAUACAGCAAGGCAUAGCGCCCAGGGUCCUUGCACAAGGGAGUAAAAUCCUGUGUUUUGUAGAUCCCGACUUCAACCAGAGAUACAUUGACAGUUUAAGCUUCUUACCCAUGAGAUUGGCUCAAAUGCCAGAGGCCUUGGGUUUUGAAAACUCUGUGAAAGGCUGGUUCCCCCACUUCUUCACAUCUGAGGAGAAUCUACACUAUAUAGGAUCAUAUCCCAGCCCAGAAAUGUAUGGGUGUGAUCAAAUGUCUCCCAAAGAGCGAGAGAAAUUCAUGACUUUGUAUGAGACAGUAAGACAUGGCACCUUUGAUUUCCAUAAAGAGAUUGAAUCAUACUGUGACAAUGAUGUGGUUAUACUUUGUGAAGGUUGCCUCAGAUUCAGAGAAGAGGUAAUCAAAGAUGCAGGUAUUGACCCUUGGAGUUGUACAACGAUUGCAUCGGCAUGCAUGAAAACAUACCGUACACACUAUUUGCAGACAUCCUCUAUAGCAAUCCCCUCACCUGACAACUACCGACGUCAGUUCAAGGCCUACUCUAGUGGGGCCAUUCAAUGGCUAGAGUAUAUGGCCCAGGAUAAAGACAUUUUUAUUCAACAUGCUUUGAAUCGAGGGGAGAAGGCGUUUGGCUCUUACCAUGUAGAUGGCUACACCAAGAUUGACGGGGUUGCGACCGUGUAUGAGUACAAUGGUUGUUUCUUCCAUGGUUGCAAAUCUUGCUUUGUACCCCCAGAACAUAUGUGUCCUAACCCAAAAGACUUUUGGGGAAAUGUACCAAGAGUUUCAAGACAAAGUUGAUUCGUUACAGGCUACUUACGGUCUAAAAGUGGUUGUUUUGUGGGAGCAUGAAUGGACAGCCCUCAAAAAGUCUGAUCCUCAUGUUCAAGCAUUCCUUUCCAGCUUUGACAUCCCAGAACCUCUGGAGCCAAGAGAGGCCUUGUAUGGCGGCCGUACCAAUGCUUUGACAUUGAGGUAUGUAGCGCAACCCGACGAGACAAUAGGCUAUGUGGAUUUUACAUCCCUUUAUCCGCAUGUAAUGAGUUCCUCAUGCGAUCCUAUAGGUCAUCCUGAAAUUAUUCAUCGUGAUUUUGACUUACCUCAAAACUAUUUUGGUCUGAUCAAAGCAACAGUCUACCCUCCAAGGGGUUUGUUUAUACCUGUGUUGCCUCACAGGGGGCCUCAAGGAAAACUUUUCUUUCCCCUUUGUCGCACCUGCAGUGAAAACAUACAACAAACCCCAUGUGAUCACACCGAUCAAGAAAGAGCACUGACAGGUGUAUGGGUCACAGCUGAAUUCUCUAAGGCUUUAGAGAUGGGGUAUCGUGUGGCCAAAAUCUUUGAAGUAUGGAACUUUCCAAAGAAAUCAGACACUCUUUUUAAAGAGUACAUCAAGACCUUCUUGAGAUGUAAGCAAAUGGCUUCAGGCUAUCCUGCAUCGGUCACAGAUCAAGAAAGUAAAGACAGGUACAUUCAAGACUAUCAUGACAGAGAAGGCAUCCUUCUUGACCCUGACAGAAUAGAGGUCAACAAAACCAAAAGAAAUGUGUCGAAAUUGUACCUAAAUUCGCUUUGGGGCAAAUUAGCGCAGAGGUGUAAUAUGUUGACAACGUCGAUUAUUAAAGACCCUCAAGAAAUUUUGGAAUUCAUUUUUUCGGACCAAUACGAAAUUUCACAUUUUUCAUUCUUGAGUCAAGACAUUGCCUUGGUGCAAUGGCGACGUAACAAGAAGUGGGUUCUACCCCCGGGUAAUAUAAAUGUGUUUCUUGCAGCAUUUACCACGGCCUAUGGCCGACUUGAACUGUACAAGCUCAUGGAGCAGCUUCAGAGGCGGGUACUUUACCAUGACACAGACUCUGUGGUCUAUGUAAGCAAACCAGGGGAUUGGAGCCCCCCACUCAGCAACUAUCUGGGUGGCUUAACAAGCGAACUCGCAGAGGGUGACCAUAUCACAGAAUGGUCAUCCUGUGGGCCCAAAAGCUAUGCUUUUAGAACGCUAAAGAAUCACGUGGUAUUGAAAGCCAAAGGAGUGACUCAAAACUAUGAAAAUGCCCAGCGUGUAAACUUGGAAUCAAUCACACGUUUGGUCGAGGGGUUCCUAAAUGACAGGAAUAGUGACUUGGAGAUUUUGAGCUCCUACAAAAAGAUUGUUAGGAAUAAAAAGGGCUUCCAUCUGAGGAAUGCCCCACUCAUUAAAAGAUUCAGGGUUGUCUAUGACAAGAGACUGCAUUUGCCUGAUGGGACUACAUUGCCCUAUGGCUACUGACUUAUGCUACAGGCUAUGCUACAGGCCUAUGUCAGGCGUGACUCAAAAACUAUGAAAAAAAUACCCCUCGUGUAAAAACUAGGAAUCAAUCACACGUUUGUUUUGAGGGGGGUGGUUCCUAAAUGACAGGAAUAGUGACUUUGAGAUUUAGGAGCUCCUACAAAAAGAUUGUUGUGUAUAAUAAAGGGCUUCCAUCUGAGGAAGGCCCCACUUACUAAAAGAUUCAGGGUUGUCUAUGACAAGAGACUGUUUUUGCCUGACUGGACCACAUUACCCCUUUGGGUGUUGACUUAUGCUACAAGCUACAGGGGUCUUAAAGCUUAAGAUAUAAUGACUGCUUUAGAAGGUUUUGACCCCCGGUUGCAACUACCAUUUUCGGCCUUAAUCGCAGGGCCUUCGAAUAGUGGUAAAACUUGUUUUGUAAAAAGUAUUUUAGAGAAUUCUGAACAUGUGUUAUCUCAAAAGCCUGAUAAUGUUGUGUGGUGUUAUUCAUGUUAUC
Molecule: messenger RNA, 5769 nt
Organism: Oncorhynchus gorbuscha (pink salmon)
Lineage: Eukaryota; Metazoa; Chordata; Actinopteri; Salmoniformes; Salmonidae
Product: probable DNA polymerase
Exons: 5
Coding region: 1238-3805 (855 amino acids)
Biological process (GO): DNA replication
Molecular function (GO): DNA-directed DNA polymerase activity; nucleotide binding; DNA binding
Source: RefSeq, a predicted model, not a curated record